Molecule: messenger RNA, 3924 nt
Organism: Chelmon rostratus (copperband butterflyfish)
Lineage: Eukaryota; Metazoa; Chordata; Actinopteri; Chaetodontiformes; Chaetodontidae
Gene: cep83
Product: centrosomal protein 83
Exons: 15
Coding region: 1043-3208 (721 amino acids)
Cellular component (GO): centrosome
Molecular function (GO): protein domain specific binding
Source: RefSeq, a predicted model, not a curated record
UACAGGAAGCCAUUUAUCUUACCGAGUUAAGUCGCUCAGAAUUUUGUUUUGAUCGCUUUUUGAAUGUUUAAAUUUGUGAAAACCUGUCUGACUCAUGUUAGUGACUUCAUGUAUGAAGCCUGUUGAAUCGAUUUUGAAAGGAAAAAGUGCAGGUAGCAUUAACGUUAGCGUCCGAUAAUGGACGCAGUCCAAUAGCUGGCUGGCUAGUUAGCAUAUUAAGUCGCGGGACACAGAGCGCGACAUUUAAAAACUGUCAGUGCUUUUGUGAAAUUUGAGAGGUCGCUUUGCAGUAUUAACUCCUGAAUUAUAGUCAGUUUAUAGCCAAAAUAAGUACGUUGUGUAUUGUAAUCAACACUUUUAUCCCACAGGUUAGCCUUUGUGUCUCCAAUAUAGGCUAACGCUAACACUACAAGGUUGUUUUUGAAAUAAGCCGGAUGUCAACAAACCUUAUCCAGCGUUCACAUUAAGUUAAAAAGUCUGCUUUUGUUUUGUGACACUUUCUUAGUGAUAUUUCUGGAUUCUUGAGUCAGCAAAUGAAACUACAGUUCGAACUCUGAUGUUAGCAUGACCCCUUCAUGCUAAACUGUUCUGUUAAUUUAUUCUGACCGAGUGACACUGAUGUGAGCAUGGCUUCAGAGAUAGACGGGCUGCUUGAUGUUAAGUGGCUAAAGCGGUUCAAUAGCCGCAAUCACAGACUCUGUAUCCACAGCAAAGCGGGCAGCCAGGGAGUGGCGCUAACUAAUCACUUGAGAUUGAUUCAGAGCUUUGCCUUGACUGCUAAGAGGUUGUGAUUUUAACAAGUAGCUGGGGGACUCUUGUCAAAGCCACCAUGGUAACUAACUGACAACAAAUUUUGCCUUGUUAAAGCACCUCACCAUGCUUCCAGAGAAUGUAGGUAGUUUUUGUUGCUGAUAGAGGACUGAGGGUUAGCUAGCUGACAACCCCUGGUUCUUUCUUUCAGACAAAAACACACGGCAGUUCCUUUGCUUGGUUUCUCCAGCUUUAAUUAAUCUGUCUCUAGCUCUCCUCCUGCAGAGGUGAGAUGACCUCCUCCACCCUCGGCCAUUCGGCCAGUCUCGUCCCGAACCUGGAGCCUGGGAUGGGGAAGUCUGCAGCCAUGCUAGGGUUGUCCGCUGGGUUGGGGGGAGCAGAGAUGGAGCUGCAGAAGAUGCUAAUCGAUGAGAGGAUGAAGUGUGAAAACCACAGGACCAACUACCAGACACUGAAGGCUGAACACGCCAGCUUGCAGGAUGAAUUCACCCGGGCUCAGGGUGAACUGAAGCGCCUUCUGAGCGACAGGCAGGCUCAGCAGGAGAAACUGCAGCUGCUGCUGGCUGAGCUCCGAGGAGAGCUGCUGGACAAAACCAGGGAGCUGGAGGAGCUUCGGCUACAGGUGAUGACCCCUCAGCGGCUGGAGUUGCUCAGAGCUCAGGUGCAACAGGAGAUGGAGGCUCCAGUCAGAGAGAGGUUCAAUAAACUGGAGGAGGAGACAGAAAAGUACAGGUCUGAGUACAACAAGCUGCGGUAUGACUGCACCUUUCUCAAGUCCCAGUUGGACCACCAGAGGGAAGAACAUGCUCGUAUACUGGAGGAGAGGCGCAUUCGCUAUGAGGCAGAGAUUUCUCGUCUGGAGAAGGAUCGGGAGGACCUGGUGGCUCAGUACCAGGGCUCAGACCCACUCCGUGAUGGCAAACGAGUGGAGGGUCUGCUGAGGGAGAAAGCCCAGCUCCACCUGCGGCUGAAGGGCCUGGAGGCAGAGGUGGCUGAGCUUCGCGCCCAGAAGGAGAACUCGGGCCAGCAGGCGGAGAACGUCCAGCGCAUCCAGAUCAGACAGCUAACAGAGUCUCAGGCUGCAAUGAAGUCUCUGGAGGCGGAGCGUCAGUCGUUGCGUCUGCAGCUGGAGCGGAUGGAGAGCGAGCUUAAUCUGACCCAUGAGCAGAACAGCCAGCUCACCGGACGCCUGCACAAAGCUGAGAGAGAAGUCAACUCCCUCACCUGCCAGAUUGAAAGCCUGAAACAUUCACAUAAACUGGAGGUGACCAACGUCAAACUGGAGUGUACCCGCUCUAAAGGAGAGCUGGAGAGGGAGAGAGACACACUGCAGGGGCAGAUUGACGGUCUGCAGGCGGAUGUGGAGGUGCUGAAGGCUGCGGUGGAGCGACACAAGGAAGUUCUUGUGGAGAAAGAGCGGGAGAUUGUCAGGAAGGUGCAGUCAGCCCGCGAGGAAGAGUUCCGCAAAACGGCAGCAUUGCACGAGGAAAAGUUGGAGUUGGAGAACCGUCUUGCCGCUCUGGAACAGCAGAGGGCGCUGCAGGAUGCUGCAGAUCACGCCCAGAGGGAGGAAUUGGAGGAGCGUCUUCGCAGCACCCAACAUGGAGAGGAGUCAGCCCGCAGAGAGCUGCAGAACCUGAGAACUAAACUACAGCAGCAAAGCUCCCAGCUUGAGGAGCUUGAGAGACAGAAAGCAGAGAUCGCUGACCUGCAGAAGCAGAACCAGGAACUGGGUGUCCAGCUGGGGACUCUGUCUCACUCUGAAAGCGACCUGAUGGAGACAAACCAGCGACUGAGAGAAACAAUGGACAGAGUCAGGGAGGAGCUGAGGACGGCCCGAGCCCAGGCUGAGAGGAGCCAACACGAGGCCGAGAGACUGGUGGAGGACCGGCGGGUGGAGUUUUUGGAGGAGAAGCACAAGCUGCAGGAGCGAGACGCUGAGCUGCAGCAGAAAUACUCCCAGGCCAAAGAGAAACUGCAGAGGGCAGCGGUGGCACAGAAGAAGAGGAAAACGCAGACAGAGAACAGAGAGAAGAGGCUGCAGGAUAAGAUCCAGCUGCUGGAGGCCAAGAUUGAGGAACUGGAACUGGAAGCUGCUGCGGCCAAGAAACGUUCAUCUUUCUCAGAGGAGCAAGCUCAGCUCGGCAGACGGCUGAAGGAGCUGCAGCGACGACACAACGAGUUUCGGCGCCUCCUAUUGGGCGGCCAGGGUUCCUACAGCGCGGGCCCGGCCUUCCUGACCUCCUCACCCACCCCGUUCCUCCUCCUGGGGUCUGAGGGACCGUUAUCCAACAUACCAGAGGAGCAGCAUCAGAGGGAGCUGUCUCUGCUCCGGCGGCGGCUGGAGGACCUGGAAAGCGCCCAGCAGCAGCAGCUGGAGGAACUGGGAUCUCUGGUGCAGAGGGACCGGGACCUGGCACCCCAGCCUGACCUCUAACCCCAGACUACCUCCCAUUGGACUAGCAUUUGAAAAACAGUGCGAGAAGGACACCAACGGAGUACCACAGCACCUUUUUUGUUUUUUUUAAAUUGACCACGACAUCCUCAGGGGUUGAUUUUGUAUCGAUGUGCUCGUUGUUUACACACAUUUGCUCUGAAGCCACUGUGGAAAAAACGUUUUUAUACUGAUGAGUGGAUAACACAGGUUUAAAACACUACAGGCUGUGAAUUGCACAAUGUUUAUACAGACUAUUGAUGUCAUUCAACAAGUUUAACUUGAAUUGUAUUGAAAUAAUAAUCGCUUAAAGAUGAGCUGAUGUAUCUGUGGUUUUGAUUUUGUUGAUUAUUUCAACUGAAGAUGAAGGUGAAGGUGAUGCCAACGCAGAAAGAGCAGCAACACCCGAGAGCCGUAAGUUAGAAAUCAAAAAUCUAAGAGUGAAUGUGAUGCAGAGCUGCUUGUGUUCCACUUUACAGCUGGGAUGACGGCCAGUCUGCUACAGUUUGUGUGUUUCUGAAAAACCAACCCAAGCAAAUGAAUCUCAACUCGGGGUCCACUUCCUGGCUGUUGCUGAUCGAGCUUCCAACCACAUUUCAAGGUUUUUUGACUCAAGUCAUGUCACGUGACCCAUGUUCCAGCUUUAGGACACAUGAUGUCAACUCACUUCAACUUGCUGACUAAGCCUGUAAGAAGUAGGUGAAAGCCGAGUUGAGCAG